Colossoma macropomum (tambaqui) is the source of this 1705-nucleotide messenger RNA. RefSeq names its product multivesicular body subunit 12Ba (gene mvb12ba). Lineage: Eukaryota; Metazoa; Chordata; Actinopteri; Characiformes; Serrasalmidae. The record is from RefSeq and is a predicted model, not a curated record. Gene Ontology annotation, cellular component: ESCRT I complex; late endosome. Gene Ontology annotation, biological process: viral budding; virus maturation; regulation of epidermal growth factor receptor signaling pathway. The coding region runs from base 245 to 1138 and encodes 297 amino acids. The transcript is spliced from 10 exons.
AACACACCCUCUUCACUCCAACUGUGGGAUGCAAAUGGCAGCUAUCGAGGACCGCUAACUGCACUCGGGGCCAGUCACAGAGGACUUCUGGGGUUUUUAACAUGGACUGAUUCAUCGAAGGGCAUGUGGACUUGCCAACGUUGAGCCGUAGGAAUAAGGGAGAAGAGGAUCAAGUGGAUUUAGCUUUCGAAACCCCAAAUCGUUCGUGUGAAAUAAAAUUGUUGACCUCGACAGGAACUCCAGGAUGCCUGAGGUACGGGACCUGUCGGAUGCCCUACCUGAGAUGCCCAUGGAUCCCAUCACUGGUGUUGGUGUUGUUGCCUCAAGAAACAGAGCCCCCACCGGCUAUGAUGUAGUUGCACAAACCACAGAUGGAAUGGAUGCUGAUUUGUGGAAAGACGGCCUUUUCAAAUCUAAGGUGACACGGUACCUCUGUUUCACAAGGGUCUUCUCCAAGGAAAACAGUCAUUUAGGAAACGUGCUGGUAGACAUGAAACUCAUUGACAUUAAAGAUACACUGCCUGUGGGCUUUAUCCCAAUCCAGGAGACUGUGGACACACAGGAGCCCGCGUUCCGGAAGAGGAGAUUGUGUAUCAAGUUUAUCCCAAGGGACUCAACCGAAGCUGCCAUCUGCGACAUUCGCAUCCUAGGCCGCUCUAAACAGGCUCCACCACAGUAUACCUUCAUAGGAGAGCUGAACAACAUGGGGAUUUGGUACCGAAUGGGGAAAGUGCCUCGGACCCAGGACUCAUCUCCAGUACAGAGCAACUCUUCCUCCACAGGCACUACCACCAACAUUCAGACAGUCACCACCAACUCCACUCCAGCACCUGUCAUGCCCAAACACAUAUCAAUGACCCUACCUGCCAGCUUUAGAAAGAGUACCACUAGACCUGACUACGAACACCAAAACUCCAACCUGUAUGCCAUCUCAGCUAUGGAUGGAGUGCCUUUCAUGAUCUCAGAGAAGUUUGCAUGCGCUUCCAGUGACUUACAGCAGGUGGAUUUGAUGGGCAUAAGAAUCAAAUCUCUUGCUGAGAUUGAAAAAGAGUACGAGUAUAGCUUCCGCACAGAGCACAGUGCUGCUGCCCGCCUGCCACCCAGUCCCACCAGGACUUCUCUGGGUUCUGAGGCCUAAAAGCACAUGGAACAGAGGAAAACUUGGAGGAGAAAGAAUGCUCUGCGUAAAGUAGAGACAGAGAGUGAUGGAUACUGCCUUUCUUACAGUGAAAAACAGAAUUCCCUCUAACAUUAUCCCUUCAAGCUCUAACUAGGAAAGAACAAAAAACAAAUCUCCCAACGCUGACAUUUGGUUAAAGGAAAGAAAGACGUUUUUGCUGCUGAUUGAAGUGGAGGAUGAGCAUCAUUCCUUCACUACAGUGAUCUAAUCAAAACCACUAUUGAAUUAAAAGGGAUGCCAAAAGAAGGAGUUGCCUGUGGAUGCUCCUUGGAAGUUCUGUGUCUCGCCAGGCAUAGCCUCUGGACGUAACGCGUCACUAUCUCUUAGGAAAGUUUGUUGUGACAAAGUGCCGCUCAACUACGAUGAUGUUAAUUGUUAAAGGGUUGAGCUUGGACACUCCUGCGUUCUUGCUGCGUUACAGAAGUCGGUCGAACAAAAGCAGGUUUAAAUUGCAUGGAAUGGGAGAGUAUUUAAUUACCUUUUGUUUUUCCUUUUUGUGUUUGCUUUUGUUUUUGCGUUAUUUUU